Messenger RNA from Xyrichtys novacula (pearly razorfish), 4467 nucleotides. Lineage: Eukaryota; Metazoa; Chordata; Actinopteri; Labriformes; Labridae. The record is from the annotation of a GenBank genome assembly.
AUGAUGCCAAAGUCACUGCGAACUCUGCCAGCCCUACCAACACAUCAACCAGCAGCAAAGAGAGCCAGAGGCAAGAGCUUUGUUGUUUUCUUCUUUUGUAGCUCAAUGCUCAAGUCUCGAUCUCAGGCGUCAUUCUGGUUGCCGGGUAAUAAGUUAUUUUUAACCGUGCAGUUAUUCACAGGAAGUCAGAUCAGGUUUGUAAGUGUGCAGCUGAGUGUGCCUGUACUGCUGGAGCAAGUUGUACGCUCACCAUGAGCUUGAAUGUUCAAUGUACAGCACACAGACAUGUAGCAGGUGCUUUAACAUCAGGUGGAGCUUUGACUUCUAUCAAGUAAAAAUCUGUAGGAAUCUUCAUGAUAGGUGGCACUAUUAUUAUGACUAAAAAAGGUAUGUAGAUCAGCUCAGACCAUCAGCAAACCUGUGAAAUUGAGUGGACUGUAGGUUGAGAAACUGGGAAAGAUUUGUUUAGGGAUGGAUCUUAAAGGGAUAUUCUGGCGUAAAAUUAAUUUAGGGUCAAUCACACCACAACACCGACUUAGACAUCCCGUCGAGAGAUGAAUGUUGCCGACCGCUUGCUUCUCUAGUUAUUCCAACCUAAGUAACGACCGCAGGAUAGCAAUAGACAGCGUUCUGAGGAGCCAUAAACAAACCUCAACCAAAACGCCACUCUAUAGCCACAAAUAACGAUCAGAACAGCACCUAACUUCAUCAACAGUACAUAUAGAGUCCUAGCCAUAGCAGCAGCAGUGGCGUUUUGGUUGAGGUUUGUUUAUGGCUCCUUAGACCGCUGUGUCUUGGGGUUGUUACUAAAGUUGGUAUAACUAGAGAAGCAAGCAAUCGGCAACAUCCAUCUCUUGAGGGGAUGUCUAACUCGUUGUUACGGUGUGUUUGCCCCUAAAUUAAUUUUACACCGGAGAAUCCCUUUAAUGAAUGAAAGGUCCAAAGUCGUGUCUCAUGGUAACUCCCAGUAAAAGUACAUAAAAUGUUUAUGAUGUAAACUUGAGUUCAGCGUUUCUCUCUCAGUGCAGACACACAGUUCAGAUUGUCUCUGAACGGCUCAGAGCUUCUCACAGACUCCGGACAGACUCUGUUGUCCUGUGGCGUUUCAUCUGGAGAUUUGAUCUGCGUCGACCUGCCUGAGUCUGCAGCUGCCAACCCCACCAACAACACAAACUCCCCAAAUGAUGCCAAAGUCACUGCGAACUCUGCCAGCCCUACCAACACAUCAACCAGCAGCAAAGAGAGCCAGAGGCAAGAGCUUUGUUGUUUUCUUCUUUUGUAGCUCAAUGCUCAAGUCUCGAUCUCAGGCGUCAUUCUGGUUGCCGGGUAAUAAGUUAUUAUUAACCGUGCAGUUAUUCACAGGAAGUCAGAUCAGGUUUGUAAGUGUGCAGCUGAGUGUGCCUGUACUGCUGGAGCAAGUUGUACGCUCACCAUGAGCUUGAAUGUUCAAUCUACAGCACACAGACAUGUAGCAGGUGCUUUAACAUCAGGUGGAGCUUUGACUUUAUCAAGUAAAAAUCUGUAGGAAUCUUCAUGAUAGGUGGCAACAUUAUUAUGACUAAAAAAGGUAUGUAGAUCAGCUCAGACCAUCAGCAAACCUGUGAAAUUGAGUGGACUGUAGGUUGAGAAACUGGGAAAGAUUUGUUUAGGGAUGGAUCUUAAAGGGAUAUUCUGGCGUAAAAUUAAUUUAGGGUCAAUCACACCACAACACCGACUUAGACAUCCCGUCGAGAGAUGAAUGUUGCCGACCACUUGCUUCUCUAGUUAUUCCAACUUAAGUAACGACCGCAGGAUAGCAAUACACAGCGUUCUGAGGAGCCAUAAACAAACCUCAACCAAAACGCCACUCUAUAGCCACAAAUAAUGCUCAGAACAGCACCUAACUUCAUCAACAGAACAUAUAGGGUCCCAGCCAUAGUACUAGCCACCAAACAUCUUUUUAACUUUGCCUAAUUUCUUUAGCAAAGAGACUAAACACAACUUAUCUACUCUCUUCCUGCAGCUGCUUGUUUGUAGCAGACCUCUGGCCAGUCCAUUAUGGCAUACAGCGAGGUGCCGCAGCUCAAGGAAGAACAUUUAUGAUCAUCGGUCGUUACUAAAGUUGGUAUAAAUAGAGAAGCAAGCAGUCAGGGACAUUCAUCUCUCGAGGGGGUGUCCAACUUGGUGUUAUGGUGUGUUUGACCCUAAAUUAAUUUUAAGCCAGAAUAUCCCUUUAAUCAUGUAUAUGACAUAUCAAAAUGGCUGACUUCCUGUUGGGUUUGCGAUGAGGGUGCAGGAUAAUUUUUUGUACGUCUAAGCAUGAUACACAUGCAUAGGAAAAAUCUAUCACGUAAGAUGGACCGUGUUUCAGGUCUGAAUAUUUGAAAAUUGGAAAUAAAUUUGUGAUCUGAUCACCCCAAACAGAUCUUCAUAACAGAUCAGAAUAACCCAUGAUGAAACUGUUUUCCCCUUUUUUACAGAAGCACCCGACAGACGGCAGCCACAACAUCUCCCAAGGUGAGUGGAAACAACCCAGACAGAAAUACUCAUUUCUUAUGACUUUUAAGUAUGUGGACAAGUCAAGUCGCCCCCUGCUGGACACUUUAGGGAAUGCAGGUUUAAAGCAUGUCCACACUGUUUUAAUUCUCAGUCUGUGAUAAUCAGCCCUGCAGCAGAAGCAGCCUCCCUGCAGCAUCCUCAGACUCUCAGAGACCUGAUGAGGUUUCCUCCUCUGAUCCUUCGUCCUCCAGCUGGGAACCGAUGCUGUGCAGCGAGGCAGAGGAGGGUCAGGCUCCGCUCUCACUGGAGCUCCUCUACCACUCGGCUCAAACUUCGAGUUCAAGUGACGCCGUCAUGGUGGCCGCACAUCAGCUGAUGUUAGAGACUGGGUUUGUUCCUCAGGUGAGAUGACAAAGUCUGUUAGUAAACGAUCAAUCUCUGAACCAAUCAGCUGCCCUCUGACACAGUGUCCUGAUGAUACCCGAUUGGUCAGUACUACUGUGUGUGUGUGUGUGUGUGUGUUUCAGGGCUGUGAGCUGCAGUCAGGUGAGAUGCCUGCAGGUUGGAGGUCAGCAGGUGGAGUGUACAGACUGCAGUACUCUCACCCUCUGUGUGAGAACAUUCUGGUCUCUGUGGUGGCGCUGUGUAUGGGCCCUGUGCUCGCCAUCAACGGUGAGUUCAGCUGAUUUUUAAAAAACGCUCAGUCACAUGAUCCUCAGUUUAUGAAAUGAUCACUAAAAGACUUUCACUUUUUGCUCAUUUUAAAUCUGAAUAAUCAGCCUGUUUGUUUUUCCUGCAGCGACUCUGAAGGUGAACGAAUCCAUCGACACGAUCCCCAAACUGACCCUGAAUCCCCGCAGCUACGUGACCACCCAGUGCCCAGGUACAGCUCUGAUUGGUCGGUUUAACCCUGUUUAAUUUCAGCCUCGGAGCCUCUGCUGUUUAAUGAGGUAAUAAUAAAAUAAUCUGACGUCUGUUUGUUCAGGAGAAAGUGCAGCUGCUGCUUUUAAAGAUCUGAAGAAACUGUCCCGUGUCUUCAAAGACCAGCUGGCGUACCCGCUGAUCGCUGCGGCCAGAGCAGGUACACACACACACACACACACACAUUAACACAGAGAUGAUUGGUUAUAAUAUGUUAUAAUCACAUAAGUAGGGCAGUGUCUUUUCUACAUUGAGCUGCUCUCGUGUUUUUCCAGCGAUGUCUCUGCCCGUGGCGUUCGGUCUGGCGGCUCUUCCUCCGGAGCUCCUCCUCAGAGUCCUCAGGCUGCUGGACGUCGUCUCUGUGGUCAGAUUGUCUUCAGUCUGCAGACACUUUCACAUCGCCACAGCAGACUCUGUGCUGUGGAGACACCUGUACCAAAGAGACUUCACAGGUGAGAGAGACAACCUGUCUGUGCUCAGAGUCGUUUUCACCGACAGAGACAAACAUGAACCUCUGAGUUUGUGUCCUCGUUUGUAUUUGUGGAUCAUUUUGAUAUUUUGUGAGUAAACUGUGGUGUAUUUUGGUUUAGAUGAAAAUCCUGAUGAACCUGCAGACACAGACUGGAAAGAGGUGAGCAAACAUUUGUAAAUUAGAGUGUCUAUAAAAGCAGAGUUUGAUGUUUUGUGAAACAUUUGAAGACUUUUUAAAUAAGACAACAUAUCAAAUCAGAAUUUGUUGUUCUUAUUCAAAACAUGGACGCUACAUCUUCCAUCCUGAAAGCGAAACCAGAUAUAAAUCUGAUACAGAAACACCAGAGACUAUUGUGGACCUGAACCCGUUGCUCAUAUACUGACAUUUCCUGUCACCAUUUCUGUCCUCAGCUCUAUAAACGCUUUCAUGAACGCCGCCGUUGCUUCCUCGCCUCUAGCUCCUUCUUCAAUGUGCACUUCCUCCUCCCGCCCCCCAUCCCUGUCGCCUCCCCGCUGCCCAGCAUCACCGGAAGGGAGUACAACCAGAGGUCUGACCCCCUCCCUCGGCCUCGCUUCAAUCCCUCUGGCCCGCUCUGA